Molecule: messenger RNA, 1839 nt
Organism: Candida albicans SC5314
Lineage: Eukaryota; Fungi; Ascomycota; Pichiomycetes; Serinales; Debaryomycetaceae
Gene: HGT17
Product: Hgt17p
Exons: 1
Coding region: 1-1839 (612 amino acids)
Biological process (GO): transmembrane transport; carbohydrate transport
Cellular component (GO): membrane
Molecular function (GO): carbohydrate:proton symporter activity
Source: RefSeq, a predicted model, not a curated record
AUGACAGGUUCAAUCCAAGAAAAAAACCAAGAGACAUAUAGUGUUGAUUCUUUAGAACACAAGUAUAAUUCUUCACCUUCAGCUUCUAUUGAACAUGAAGAGAAACCUUCCAAAAAGUCUAAAUUCAGAUGGAGUGUUGAUCUUAGUGAUCAUCCGCCAGAAAUUUUCAAUUUAACUUUAUAUUUAUCCAUUUUUGUCUUUGGAGUACUUGGUGCUUCAAGAGGACUUGAAGAAGGUAACUCAGGGCUGAAUACAAAAUUGGGUUCAUUUAAAAAACAAUUUGGUUUAGCUGAUAAAACUAAAACAGAAGAUCAAUUGGCCAAUUUGAAAUCAAAUAUUACUCUGAUGGUUAUGUUAGGUUCUAUUGGUGGGGCACUUAUUGCUAUGAAAACAGUGGAUUUCUUUGGAAGAAUUAGAGCUCUUCAAAUUGUUUGUGUGGUAUUGAUUGUUGGUGUUAUUAUACAAAUCACUUCAAAUUCCAUUGGUCAAUUAUAUGCUGGUAAAAUUAUUGAAGGACUCGCUGUCGGGCAUACUACUUCUAUUGGUCCAGUUUAUUUAUCUGAAGUUGCCCCUAGUCCCAUUAGAGGUUUAGCUACAUGUAUUUUCUCAGGGGCAGUUUAUUUAGGGAGUAUGAUUUCCUACUUCACAAAUUAUGGUGUUGCAUUACAUGUUCCUGCAGAAAAAAACGGUCACAUUAAUAAAAAUCAAUGGAGAAUUACUUUAGCACCAAAAUUAAUACUUUCAGGUUUAAUUUUCAUUAUGUCAUUUGUAUUUUGUAUUGAAUCCCCCAGAUGGUUAUUGAAAACCAAUAAACCAGAUAAAGCUGCUGAAAAUUUGUCUAAAUUGAGACGUUUACCUGCUGAUCAUCCAUACAUUAUUGCUGAAAUUAGUGAUAUCAAUGAACAAGUGAUUGCCGAGAAGGAAGCUACUAAUCAUUCUAGUUUAUUAUCAAAUUUCAAGGCUUUGGUUUCAAACAAAAGUAUUGCUUACAGAUUUUUCGUUAUUUCUUGUGGUUGUCAAAUUAUCGGUCAAUGGACUGGUGCCAAUGCCGUUACUGUUUAUGCCUCAGAAUUGUUCUCACUUAUUGGUGUUACUGGUACAGGGACUUUGAAAAUGUCGGCUGUUUUAGGGGUGGUUAAAUUUAUCUCGGCAUAUUUGUCUGCUUUCUUCCUUAUUGAUGUCAUUGGUAGAAAAAGAGCUUUAUACACUGGUCUUUCUUUACAAAUGACAUGUAUUUUAUAUUAUGCUAUCUUUUUGACUAUUGUUCCACAAGCUGCCGAAGAAGGUGUUGAUUUAAGUGGAUCGAAAAAGAGAGCUGCUCAAGGUGCAUUGGCUGCUAUCUUUUUGUCUGGUACAGGUUGGACUAUGGGUUUCAAUUCCGUUCAAUAUCUUAUUGGUGCAGAAAUCUUCCCCUUGGGUAUUCGUUCUUUUGCACAAUCAUUGGUGAUGGUGUUACAUUUUGCUAAUCAAUAUGGUAAUUCUAAGGCAUUACCUAAAAUGAUGCUUGCCAUGCAUCCAUACGGUGCCUUUUAUUUCUUUGUCGGAGUCAUGAUUAUUGGUCUUGUCUACGCAUUCUUCUUACCAGAAUUAAAAGGUCGUAGUUUGGAAUCAAUUGAAGAAGUUUUCACAUUACCUUGGUAUAACUUGAGACAUUGUAAUAGACUUAUUGCAGAUCAUUCUCAAAUUCACAAAAUCAAAUACACCCAUGACGAGCAAGGUAAUACUGAUUUCAACCAUAUUCAAUAUGAACUCGAUAGUGGUAAGCCAACAGAUCAAUUUGUUGAAAAUUUAAUGGAAAGUGAAUCUGUUAAUAGAGAAAGUGUUGGACAUAAAGUUUAG